This is a messenger RNA of Cottoperca gobio, 3085 nucleotides long. It is a transcript of the gene larp6a, whose product is annotated as La ribonucleoprotein 6, translational regulator a. Gene Ontology annotation, biological process: RNA processing. Lineage: Eukaryota; Metazoa; Chordata; Actinopteri; Perciformes; Bovichtidae. The record is from RefSeq and is a predicted model, not a curated record. Gene Ontology annotation, cellular component: ribonucleoprotein complex; nucleus. Gene Ontology annotation, molecular function: mRNA binding.
CUUGACACGGCAAUUUCCCAAUUAGAGAGGAACAAGUGAACGUGCUCCCCUACUUAGCGACACGUAAACGGGGCACUCGUGUCUUCACAGCAAAAGACAACUCUGUGUGUAAAAAAUCUGCGAACGAAAAAAAAAAGAGAAAGCGCAAUAACAUGCACGCCUUGGUGAACGCCUUCAUGCGCUGCCUCUCCUUCCUCUUGCCUCCCUCUUGGCUUUGUGUCAGCUUUUGCUUGUGGGUUGGGAAUGAGUGCGAAGAGACGCUGCUGCGGCCCAAUCCCAGAGCUCGUUUCAAAAGCAGAAAGCCUCUUACAUAUGAGGAAGUAGCAGCACUAGCAGCAGCAGCAGUAGAAGCCCAAGGAGGCUCCUGCCCGUCGGUCUCAUCAGGUCCAGGCUGCGUCUCGCUGGCUGCUACAAGCCCCUCUGCUCCUCAGGGCCCUCCGUUGGGUCGGAUCUGGAUCGGGGGUCUUUGGCGAGCCGUGGAGCGCGUCUUUGGAGCCCCUUGGGUCCUUCUCCGCCAUCACUGGUGCCCGAAGAAGCGUCGAGCAGCUUUACGCGCCCCGUAUCCUGUCUGUGCCUUCGACUCGAGCAACAUUCGAAGCUGCCAGGGAGGCGCUGCUGCUGCUGCUGCUGCUGCUGCCACUGCUGCUGCCACCACCGUGGAGGGGAAGGAAGCGGGUGGAAGCACCUUGACUUCGAGGAACAUGAGCCUGUCCUCGGGGAGCCCCAUCCCGAACCCAGCGGAGUGCGUCCUCGAUGCGUCAGCGGAGCACGGCAUCGAUGAGGUAAUCACCGUGGAUCAGCACACGCAGGAGAUGGGCACGGUGACGAUAACAGUGGCCAUUCAAGCAGCGGAGGAGGACGAGGAACCGGUGGAAGUGUCAUCUAAUACAAGUGACUUCCUCGGAGGCAGCUGUAGUGAGGACGAAAUCGGAAGACAUGACAAAUCGAGCGGUGCCGGCACCAGCGGAGGGGAGUUGGAGGAGGAGAGCUGGCAGCCCCCAGAUUCAGAGCUCAUCCAGAAGUUGGUCGCUCAGAUUGAGUACUACCUGUCUGAUGAGAACCUGGAGCAUGACGCUUUCCUGCUCAAACACGUCCGGCGCAACAAACUGGGAUUUGUCAGCGUCAAGUUGCUCACUUCAUUCAAAAAGGUGAAACACUUGACUCGUGACUGGAGAACAACUGCUUACGCUCUGAGACACUCGAAGAUACUUGAGCUGAACGAUGAGGGGCGGAAGGUGCGGCGUAAAACCGCAGUGCCAGUCUUUGCCAGCGAGUCGUUGCCCAGCCGCAUGCUGCUGUUAAGUGAUUUGCAGAGCUGGCCCGAGCUGGCAGCUCUCACGAAGGAUAAUGGAGUCAGUGAGGGUGCAGCCACUCAGCAGGAGCAGCUGAUGAAGCUGCUGCUGAAAGAGUUCGGCACGUACGGUGCCAUCGCCUCCGUCAGAGUCCUGAAGCCCGGGAAGGACCUGCCGGCUGACCUGAAGAGGCUGAGUGGCCGCUACACUCAGCUGGGCACUGAGGAAUGUGCCAUUGUGGAGUUUGAGGAGGUGGAGGCUGCUGUUAAAGCCAACGAAGCUGUGGGGUGUGAGGAUGGAGGGGCCGGUUCCCUGGGGUUGAAAGUAGUCCUGAUUGGCACCAAGCCUCCCAAGAAGAAGGUACCCAAAGAGCGGCCGCGCGAGGAAGGAGGGAUGCGCAAAAGUCGCUCGCUCAACAGCAGAGUACGUGAGCUUCAGUACCACGGGGACGACUCGGCCUGCAGCUCCUCGGAUACUGAGAGCAACCCUACGUCCCCUCGGCUAGCCAGAAAGUCCCAGUCCUGCAACAAGCUGAGCCCCCCACUGCAGGCAUCAACUUUCCAGAACAAUCACCUCAGUCCUACGAUGUCCCCGCGUAACAGUCCCUGGUCGAGCCCCCGUGCCAGCCCCUGUCCUCAGCGCAAAUCUCCUCAAUCCCACAAGUCUCCCUUAGCCAGCGAGGGCAGACUGAGCCCCGAGCCUGGGCGCCGCUGGGCAGACUACUCCUCGGACAGUAGCCUCACCCCGUCGGGGAGCCCGUGGGUUCAGAGGCGCAAGCAGGUGGCGUCUCAGGAGAGCAGUCCGGUGGGAAGCCCGAUGCUGGGUAGAAAGAUCCAGAACGCCGACGGCCUGCCACCCGGCGUAACGAGGCUGCCGAGGGGUCCCGACGGCACCCGUGGCUUUCACUGUGUCUCCGUUGCUGAGAGGGGAAAGACUGCUGCUACUCAGACUUGAUACGUGGAUCCUCCUCACGCGUUCCUCGUCCCCCAGAAAUAAAAUUUGAAUUGGGAAAUGUGAGCUGUUCUUGGCCGCGUCGCUCUACCACCCCCCCACACCCCACACCCCACAUUUGAGAAUGUAGAUAUAUUUUUGUUGAGUGCAUCAGUUUUCAGUCUUUGUUAUAUUUUUAUACGACGUUUUGAGUUACCAUGGCAACAUUAGUGAUUUACUAAUGGACAUUUGAGUGAAUGUAAAUUGACAUUGCUUUGAAAUGGACGGUCAUCUCCAUUGCUGUCUAAACUUGUUUUACAUGGGGGUGGAGAGGGAAUUCCACUUUUUUUUUUUUAUUGAAUGUGUCCUCUCGUCUUGUGUGUAGAAGCUCACAACAUUGUCUGUGGAUGGUGUGUACAUGUGUAAGUGGUGUAAGUGGCACAUGGACUUGAUAGAGAUAUCACCAUAUGCCUUUUUUUCCGUAUUUGUCUACUGUGAGUUUUAUUUUUUACAUGCUAUUUAAACUGAGGCCAUAAUUGCUCCACUGCCAUGAAGGUUGGACAGUUAAAUCUGGGACUUGAUAUUUUUUAUUUUUUUAUUUCAAUAUUUUCAGUAGGCUCUUAGUCGGGAACGUCCCGGCCUGUAAAUGUUCAUUUGUUCGGCACUUGGCUGCUUUAUUUAUUAUUUUAGCUUUAUUUUCAUUUUUUUCUUGGCAUCCGUUUCCAUCAGUCUAAGCUCUGUGAGGUACAAGGGAUGUUCAGGUCAGGCAGAAUAAAAUGCUCUUAUGUUCUUGCCUUUACAUCUGAGCUGGGGUAUUUGUACAGUGCGAUUCCUAUUGUACAAAUAAAUCACUAAAAUUGCAA